GCUUUAGUUCCCUGUUACGUGUUAGGAAUAGGAAGUCAUUUUUCUUUCUUCUGUGCAUCUGGGAAAUUGGUCUGAACUAAGAGUGGGACAAACAUUUUAAAACAGAGAAUCAAGAGAACAGACAGAAGAACCAUGCCAUCAGCUGAAAAAAUUUUGUACUUCCUGUCCAGCGCAUUGUUAACUGUUAUUGGUGUGGCCCUCCUUGGUUAUGGGAUGUCAGCAGAGUGGUCCUCUUCCGCCAUGGCCUGCUCACCUCCAGAAAACAAUUUCUUUAAUGGAUCUGCAACCAUUCGCUUGGGCCUGUUUGAAGGGCAAGAGUACCAUUACGCCUGUCCGAGAUUUGCCUCAGAUGGAAAUAAAGUCUUUGUGUUUAAAAGGUUGAGUGAGGUAGGGGGCGCUGGAGAAAGCUUACAUCUCGUGGUGGUUGUGCUUUUGGCCUUUGCUCUGGUGGCCUCUGCAGGUAGCAUACUCAUCACCCUCUACAACACCAUCAGUAAUCCAUAUGAAACCUAUAUGGGUCCCAUUGGACUGUAUGCCUGCAGUGGAUUAGGUGCAUGCUUGGCGUUUUUGGCAAUGGUCCUGUACUUUAGUAAUCUGGCUGGGAUCAAUGUAACAAGGGCGAUGCUGCUUGCAGGCAUAAAACAGACUGUAAUUCUGAAGGACGAGGAUGUGAGAUUCCUGGUUGGAUUUUUUAUGAUUGUGCCUUACAUUAUCUGUAACCUGCUCGCAAUAUUCCUGGUGUAUCUGUACGCACACAUGGCCUACCAACAACGCCAAGAACAGCAGAGACCCACGGAGGAUGCACCCAAAGAGAUUCUGAUGUAUUAAAAUAUAGAGGAGUCCAUCCAUAAGACUUUGCACUGGAGCAACACAGAUGUUUUCGAUGAAAAGCAACACAAAAUUCAUUUCAUUCUGUCUGUUUUAAAUAUUUUUAUUUUUUUUUAUUAAAUAUAAGGUUCGUGUUCUAUUGUUUUCUGCUUUGAGCAUUUGAUGUAACUGAAUGUCCUCUAAAUACGCUCAGAAAUGAUUAAAGCAAACAAUCUGUAUUUUUA
Messenger RNA from Tachysurus fulvidraco (yellow catfish), 1052 nucleotides. Its product is annotated as clarin-3. Lineage: Eukaryota; Metazoa; Chordata; Actinopteri; Siluriformes; Bagridae. The coding region runs from base 133 to 828 and encodes 231 amino acids. The transcript has 3 exons. The record is from RefSeq and is a predicted model, not a curated record.